This is a messenger RNA of Danio aesculapii, 1369 nucleotides long. It is a transcript of the gene ccdc28a, whose product is annotated as coiled-coil domain containing 28A. The coding region runs from base 151 to 780 and encodes 209 amino acids. The transcript is spliced from 6 exons. The record is from RefSeq and is a predicted model, not a curated record. Lineage: Eukaryota; Metazoa; Chordata; Actinopteri; Cypriniformes; Danionidae.
ACAAUCUGGACCUGCUUUGUGUGCAAACUACAGCAAGCCUCCUAUAUUUGAAACUUGAGAUCUUACACACUUACAACCAGGAAACCACACACAGCUGUUUCUAAAACAACAAAAUCCGAUUUUAUCAGAGAAUAUAAACCCACAGCAAAGAUGUCUCAUGCCGUUGAACCCGAUGUUCACGUUUUACCCCCAACGCCAAAAGGACAGAGCACAGUUUCAGAUAGUUUGUACGACGCAAUGGAGGAAAAGAGUAAGAAACGUAAAAGCCCAAAACCGUCAUCCAACCAGCCGCCUCCUUCAGUCCCUGCACGAAAAACAACAUCCAGAUCAUUCGGUGCUGGUGGAAUAGGCACACACUCAAGUCAGAGGGCAAAGUAUCGCAGGGGAGCGCGAGACAAACCGAGGCCCCAGAGUCAGUCGGGUAAGAGUAACCAGUCAAGCCACAUUCAGCACUCGUUUCUCACAGACGUCUCUGAUGUUCAGGAGAUGGAAAAGGGUCUGCUCAGCCUCCUUAAUGACUUCCACUCUGGAAAAUUACAAGCUUUUGGCAACGAGUGCUCUAUUGAUCAGAUGGAGCAUGUGCGAGAAAUGCAGGAAACGCUUGCUCGACUGCACUUCGAUCUGUAUGGAGAAGUGGAUGAGCUGCCAGAAGACCAGAGGAAGUCUGCUUAUGACACCAACAUGGAUAAACUGUUAUUAAACCUUGAAGAGUUGAGCUCCUCAAUACAAAAGCUUAACCUUGCUGACACUCAAGAUGUCCCCAGAACGUCCAGCAUAUAAUCUACAAAUUCUCUACCAUGGAAAAUGUGCACAUUUAACACAGAACAGCUAUGAAGAAACGCCAGUAUUACAGUUAUAUCGGUGACACUGUGGAUCUUAAACUUGUAGAAUUGGUCAGUUUGGCUAGUUUGCACUCUGUAGUUUUGUAGAUAAAAUAUCAAAGAACAAAUCCAAACAGUUGUGAUAAAAUGCCCAUCCGUCUUUCUCAUCAGAUCAUUUCAUAUUACCACAAGAAAUAUGCAUUCAUAAGAUAAUGUGACAUCUAAUCUUAUGUCUUAAAUGUUGCCUUGGAGUUCAUAUAGCAGCACCUUUGCAUUAUCACUAACUCACUUUAACAAGGAACUGAUGGGCACAGUUUGUAUUUAUUAAUGUCCUUUUUAAAAAAGCAAUUAACAGUGAGAUAAUGGCAGGUUACGUCUGUUUCCUGAGAACUACUGAGAUUGCAGAAUAAAAUUGCAUUGUAUAUUUUGGUUAUGGACAUAUUUACUUAUUUUUGAUUUAAACCUUAGAAACGUAAAAGUGUAACCCACUGGCUGAUUGUUGGUUAAACUUUUUAUUCAUGCAUCUAUCAAUAAAGUUAUAAUGUCAA